AUGGAGAAUGUGAAGAGAGGAAAACUUAAGCUCAAGAACGGUAGCAAACUGAAAGUGUCGUCCAAGCGCAAGAAUAAAAAGAAGAAGGAGAGCAAGCGUGAAGAGAAUGAAGAAGAAAAGCGCCAUGAUCAGGAGAUAAUCGGUGACGUGGAGGUGGACACGGAGGAAAUGACCCCAGCACAACGUCGACACGCCGAGCACCAGAAGAAAAGGGAGCAAGAGGAGAUAAAAAAGUUGGCGUCAAAGACGUACAGAGAGCGCAUCGAAGAGCUCAAUCAGCACCUUGGCAGUCUCACAGAACAUCACGAUGUGCCUCGCGUUUCUGCUGCUGGCAACGGAUAA
This is a messenger RNA of Peronospora farinosa, 342 nucleotides long. The record is from the annotation of a GenBank genome assembly. NCBI's taxonomy places the organism in Eukaryota, Oomycota, Peronosporomycetes, Peronosporales, Peronosporaceae.